AUGCUAAGGCAGACCAUAAAUCAGGCCAAGAAGCACCCAAGCUUGAUUUCCCUAUUUGUAUUUUUUAGAGCUAGAGGUACUGGAGCAGCACAAUGUGUGAUACAUCUGGCAUUGUUCAAUCCAGGUGUCAAUUGGAGCAAACUGGAUUCCCGUGAGCAAUAUAAGUUCUCCUUGGUGAAUGUGGACUGUAGCAAACUGAAGAAGGUCCCAACUUCCAAACUGCUGAAAUUAAGAGCCUUUCAGAAGCCACUUAACCAAGAAAUAUUGAUCAUCUGA
Molecule: messenger RNA, 276 nt
Organism: Psammomys obesus (fat sand rat)
Lineage: Eukaryota; Metazoa; Chordata; Mammalia; Rodentia; Muridae
Product: cytochrome c oxidase subunit NDUFA4-like
Exons: 2
Coding region: 1-276 (91 amino acids)
Source: RefSeq, a predicted model, not a curated record